AUGCCCGGAGUCCUUAAGGUCACCUACCAAUUCGAAGUCAGGCGCUGCAUCCUCGAGGACGUGACAUAUGAACACGUGACCGAAGCGCUGGCGAAGCUGUACCCGGACCUGAGCGAGUGUGUCCCGAAGUACCUCGACGACGAAGGGGAUGCCUGCACCCUCUGUGCCUCCUCGUUUCCGGACUUCCUGCAGCUGGCGAAGAGGGGCGGUGGGAAUGACAACUCAGGACCCGCGGAUGGACGGCUGAUCCUGAAGCUGCACCUGGUGGACAGUCCAAGUCUGCUUCCAGUGACUCAUUCGGAUUUGCCCUCGGUGAUGUCAGACACCGCCCCUUCCCUGGAGGGUUUGCAGACGCCUUUCGAGCCGAGCCCGCAGCACUGCCAGCAUGACUGGUACCCCUGGUGGUGCCACUUCGCUGAUCCCUUUCACGGCCACUGGAACCCUCAUCAUGCCUUCCACUGGGACGCAUGGGCCCACCACGACUUUCAUGACUUCAAGGGCAAAAGCAAAGGCAAGGGAAAGUGCAAGGGCAAGGGCAAGAGCAAGAGCAAAGGCAAGGAGGCAGCGUUGUCCAGGCCAUGCCCGACAGAAGGCUGCCCCUAUGCGGUCACCUGGCAUGAGACCCACUGCUGCCACGCCUGUUCCACGUCCGGCCAGCAUGGCCCAGCUUGUGAGCGAAAGCCCUGUCACCAGGAGAAGCAGCCGGGUGCGCCCGGACCGGAAUGCCCGCAGACUCCGCAGACGCACCAGACUCGCCUUCAGUCCAUCCUGACGCCCGAAGUCCUUGCCGGCGUGCUGGCCUGGAAGCUGCCGGAGUUGCUGCCCUUGGUCGAAGGCGACCCGGAGCACCUGGGGCAUGGCUUCUGGGCUGCCUUGGCCCAUCUCCCUUCCUUCGUUCCCUCCAUCCACGCGGCCCUGGCCAGCUUGGCACCUCUGCUGAAUGCCCACGGCCUCGCGCAGGCCGAGGCACACCUUGCGGAACUUGCACAGUGCCCACACAAUCCGACCGCCGCAGGCCUUUUCUUGCAGUGUCUGGUGCAGAGCCUGAACGAGCUGGAGCCAGCGAAGCAGCAGGAGCUUCUGAAGACCUUCUUCGAGCAGCAUGGGGACCUACUGGCACCCCUGGAACCCUUCAGCCCAAUGAUCCUGAAGCUUCUGGAACAUGGCCGAUGCAUCUGUGAUGGCUGCGAGAUGUCGCCUCUCAGGGGCCCGCGCUUCAAGUGCCUUAGCUGUCCAGACUACGACCUCUGCGGCAAGUGCUUCGCCAAGAGGCACGAGGUCCACCCAGAGCACCAAGACUUCCAGUGCAUUCCCAUCAAUCCCCAAGGCUUCGCAUCGUCAUUCUGGGAGACCUUCGCUGCAGAGGGUGAGGGAUCGCUGGGAUGGAUGGCAUGGGCGCCCUUCCUGCAUGGAAAGGGCAAGCACGGCAAAGGCAAAGGCUGCAAAGGUGGCAAAGGCAAGGGCUGCAAGGGCACCGGCCCUUGCCACGGCAAGCGCCGCGAGCGGCAAGAGAACAAGGAAGGCGCCAAGCGGCCCUGUAGCACGGAAGGCUGCGUCUACGAGGCGACGUGGCACCAGACGCACUGCUGCAACCUGGAUGUGGCCUGCCAGGAGGGGGGGAAGGACAAGCAUGGCCCGCAUUGCCAUCGCAAGCUGCAGUCCGAGUCCGCGGAUGUGCCCGAGCCCAUGCAAGAGCCGCAAGAGCCGGUGACCUGUGAGCCCGAGAUGCCUCAGCCGAGCGCCCCCGAGAUGGAGCUGUCCCAGGCGGAGCCCACCACCCGCCUAGAAGGAGAGCUUGUCACAGAAGGCUGGCAGAGGUCUGCGCCUGGAUACGGCCUCCGGGUGCCCGUUUCGUGCUCUUGCUUUGAUGUAGAGGGAGAAAUUGCAUUUGAGGCUGCCGGCCCCAAGCCAAUGGCUGCCACGGCUCCGACCUACGUGUUCCCUGAGCUAGAUGAUGGUCGCCGCUGUGAGAUCUCGUGGCACAAGGGCCAGGAUCACGAGAAGGUGGCACGUGACUUCGUGGCUCAGCAUGCGUUCCCGGCAGACAACAUUCCCACGAUCAUUGGCUUCAUGCAGCAUGCCGAGCAGGUUGUUCCCGUACCCGUCGUGGCCAGCUCUCUUCAGGCAGUGGAUGACUCCCAGACCCUUCUCAAGGCGCAGGUGAAUCAGCUCCGCGAGAUGGGCCUGGGCGGCUUCUUCGACGACACUGGGCCGACUUUGACGUUUUCAAGGCUGGAAGCUGCUGCAGCUGAAGCCUCAGAAUUUUCAGAACUAAGACGGGCGGUCGAGCAUUAUGAGCCUCAGCUGGAAGCUGGUGCGGUUCGCACGCAACUCAAUUUGCAGGGCAUCAUGAGCAUCAGCUGGGGCAAUGUGGCCGCUGCGGCUUCAAUCUGGAAGGCGAGCAUCAUAAGCAUCAUGAGCACCAGCUGGCAGCUUUUGAGGCUGAAGGCUCGGAGGAGUGAGUGGCCGAACAUCAUGAGCAUCAGCUGGGCCACUUGGGGGCCAAGCAUUAUGGGCGUCAGUUCGUGGCUCCUGCGGCCGAAGCUUCAAGUUGUAUGA
Molecule: messenger RNA, 2559 nt
Organism: Symbiodinium natans
Lineage: Eukaryota; Dinophyceae; Suessiales; Symbiodiniaceae
Source: the annotation of a GenBank genome assembly